Psammomys obesus (fat sand rat) is the source of this 804-nucleotide messenger RNA. Its product is annotated as sodium/hydrogen exchanger 6-like. Gene Ontology annotation, molecular function: sodium:proton antiporter activity. NCBI's taxonomy places the organism in Eukaryota, Metazoa, Chordata, Mammalia, Rodentia, Muridae. Gene Ontology annotation, biological process: sodium ion transport; proton transmembrane transport; regulation of pH. Bases 1 to 804 code for a protein of 267 amino acids. The record is from RefSeq and is a predicted model, not a curated record. The transcript is spliced from 7 exons. Gene Ontology annotation, cellular component: membrane; recycling endosome.
AUGAGUUGUGAGUGCAGGCAUGAAUAUUCCACAGCACACAGUGCAGGUCUUCUGGUAGGCCUUGUACUUCGCUAUGGCAUUCAUGUUCCAAGUGAUGUGAAUAAUGUGACCCUGAGCUGUGAAGUGCAGUCAAGUCCAACUACCUUGUUAGUCAACGUUAGUGGAAAAUUUUAUGAGUAUACGCUGAAAGGAGAGAUUAGCUCUCAUGAACUCAACAAUGUUCAAGAUAAUGAAAUGCUUAGAAAGGUUACUUUUGAUCCAGAAGUCUUUUUCAACAUACUGCUUCCUCCUAUCAUAUUUUAUGCAGGUUACAGUCUUAAAAGGAGACAUUUUUUCCGGAAUCUUGGGUCAAUCUUAGCAUAUGCCUUUCUUGGAACAGCAAUCUCUUGUUUCGUUAUUGGAUCCAUAAUGUAUGGCUGUGUAACCCUGAUGAAAGUAACUGGACAGCUCGCGGGAGACUUUUACUUUACAGAUUGCUUGCUGUUUGGUGCCAUUGUGUCAGCCACAGACCCAGUGACUGUUCUUGCCAUCUUCCACGAGCUUCAAGUUGAUGUUGAACUCUACGCUCUUCUCUUCGGUGAAAGUGUCCUCAAUGAUGCCGUUGCCAUAGUUCUGUCCUCCUCAAUAGUGGCAUACCAACCAGCUGGAGACAACAGCCACACCUUUGAUGUCACAGCCAUGUUCAAAUCUAUUGGAAUCUUCCUUGGGAUCUUCAGUGGAUCUUUUGCAAUGGGUGCUGCUACAGGAGUGGUGACAGCUUUAAUAUCCUUUUAUUAUAUUUAUUUUUUCCUAUUAACCUACUGA